Malania oleifera is the source of this 1317-nucleotide messenger RNA. RefSeq lists its product as uncharacterized. The record is from RefSeq and is a predicted model, not a curated record. NCBI's taxonomy places the organism in Eukaryota, Viridiplantae, Streptophyta, Magnoliopsida, Santalales, Ximeniaceae. Bases 1 to 1317 code for a protein of 438 amino acids. The transcript has a single exon.
AUGGCACUAUCGAAAGGUACAAAAGCCAGAUUAGUGGCUAAAGGCUACACUCAACAAGAAGGCUUAGAUUUUUUUGAUACAUUUUCUCCAGUAGCCAAGAUCACAUCUAUAAGGUUGUUUCUUACUAUCGCAGCAAUUAAAAAUUGGCAUAUUCACCAACUAGAUGUAAAUAAUACUUUUCUACAUGAAGACUUACAUGAAGAAGUUUAUAUGGAAUUGCCCCCUGGAUUGGCUGUUAAAGGAGAACACAAAGUUUGCAAACUUCUCAAAAGCCUUUAUGGUUUGAAACAGGCCUCUAGACAAUGGUUUGCAAAACUAUCUACUGCUCUACUUGAAUAUGGUUUUACUCAAGGAAAUUCAGAUUGUUCUUUGUUCAUUAAGAAAUCAGAAUCCUCUUUUAUAGUACUCAUAGUAUAUGUUGAUGAUGUUUUACUGGCUAGUGACAGUUUACUAGAGAUUGACUUGCUCAAAAAUUUCCUACAUGACAAGUUCACAAUUAAAGAUUUGGGGGAACCCAAAUAUUUUCUUGGCUUGGAAGUGGCGAGGUCUAAAAAGGGCAUAUCAAUCUGUCAACGAAAGUAUGCCUUAGAUAUACUUCAAGACACUGGAGUUCUUGGUGCUAAACCUGCUACAUUUCCAAUGGAUUCAAAUCUUAAACUUACAGCAACAGAUUCUAAUCUUUAUGAAGAUCCUUUAGCUUAUAAAAGGAUGAUUGGAAUAUUAUUGUACCUAACAAUCACUAGACCUGAUCUUGCAUAUUCAGUUCAAGUUCUAAGUCAAUUUCUUGCCAAACCAGCUAUUAGUCAUUACCAAGCAGCCAUUAGAGUUCUCAGAUAUCUAAAGGCUACACUUAGACAAGGUCUUUUCUUCUCCUCUUCAUCAGAAUUGCAGCUAAAAGCCUUCUUCGAUAGUGAUUGGGCAGGGUGUAUUGAUACUAGAAGGAGUGUAACAGGUUUUGCCGUUUUCCUGGGCAACUCUUUGAUCUCAUGGAAAAGUAAAAAACAAGCUACCAUUAGCAAAUCUUCUGCAGAAGCCGAAUAUCGAGCCCUUGCUACAACAACAUGUGAAAUUCAGUGGCUCCUUUUUGCCUUGCAAGAUUUACAUAUUAGCCACCUACAGCUAACACUACUUUAUACAUAUAGUAAAUCAGCAUUAUCUAUUGCUACCAACCCAGUUCAGCAUGAGAGAACAAAGCACAUUCAAAUUGAUUGCCAUCUUGUUAGAGAAAAGCUGCAGCAAAACAUUAUUAAACUUUUUUAUAUUCCUUCAAGAUUGCAGUUAGCUGAUAUAUUCACAAAGCCUUUAGGCUCUCUUUAG